AUGCACCGCAAGACUCGCUUCGUCUGCGUCUCCGACACCCACGGCUACACGCCUUCCGAGGCGGGCUUCAAGAUGCCCUCAGGCGAUGUCCUGAUCCACGCUGGCGAUCUGACGAAUAAUGGCAGCAUGGCGGAGCUGCGGGAGACGAUGGCGUGGAUUUCCCAAGCCGACUUUGAGAUCAAAAUCGUUGUGGGAGGCAACCACGAUGUCACUCUCGAUCCGGCAUUCUAUGCCCAGCAUGGACGAAGUUUCCAUGGCUCCAACGCUGAAGAUCCACAGCGAUGCAUCGAGCUCAUCACGGGCUCUUCGGUCAUCUUUCUUCAGCAUCAAUCGGCCAUUAUUCGGCUGACUCGACCGGACGGACCACAUACGGUCUUCAAAGUAUUUGGAUCGCCUCAUUCCCAGUUCGAAGGAAAUUGGGCCUUCGGGUAUGAAUCGAGUGAAGCCAGCGCGCUCUGGGACCAGAUCCCACGCGACACGGAUAUCGUGGUGACGCACACGCCGCCCCGGUCUCACUGCGAUGCGAAACUGACUGGGCGACACGUUGGGUGCGAUGCUCUUCGCCAGCGCUUGAGUUGCAUCAGGCCGCCGUUAGUCAUUUGCGGCCAUGUGCAUGAGGGGAGAGGGUACGAGCGAGUGCGAUGGGGAGCAGCAGAUGCGGUCGAGCGUGUGAUUCGGGGCACCUUGCCGCCGCGAGAAAGUAAAAAGCAGAGUCUGGUGGAUUUGACGGGGAAACGGGACGAGCCUCUCGACAGCGACGGGUUUUGGGUCGAGAGUACGAAUCAGGGAAGCUCGGUCGCUGGCAGGUCAUCUGCAGGGAUGGAGCUUGAACGACAGCCACGCCGCAGGGAGACCUGCAUUGUCAACGCGGCCAUCAUGGCAACCAGCUGGCCGCAUCGAGCCGGGAAACAGUUCAACGCCCCCAUCGUGGUCGACCUGGAGCUUCCGGUGUGGCACGACGCAAAUCCCCCGGGUGUCUGA
Molecule: messenger RNA, 981 nt
Organism: Penicillium riverlandense
Lineage: Eukaryota; Fungi; Ascomycota; Eurotiomycetes; Eurotiales; Aspergillaceae
Product: metallophosphatase domain-containing protein
Exons: 2
Coding region: 1-981 (326 amino acids)
Molecular function (GO): hydrolase activity
Source: RefSeq, a predicted model, not a curated record